GGACGGCGCAGACGCACUGGUUCGCCUUCCCACCAAUCUCGACCCUCGACGCGUUCCGUUCGUGCGUGCAGCAGUCGGGACCCGAGGAGAGGCAACGCGGUGGGCAAGGGCUGCGGCGCUCCGAGUAGUGGGCCAGCGACGGCGUGGAUGGCGGACUCGCAGCUCUUCUGCGUGGCCGAGGAGCGCAGCGGCCACUGCGCCGUGGUGGACGGAAACUUCCUCUACGUGUGGGGGGGCUACGUGUCUAUUGAAGACAAUGAAGUAUAUUUGCCUAAUGAUGAAAUUUGGACCUAUGAUAUUGAUAGUGGAUUGUGGAGAAUGCAUCUAAUGGAAGGAGAACUCCCUACCUCCAUGUCGGGAAGCUGUGGUGCUUGCAUUAAUGGGAAGCUGUAUGUUUUUGGAGGAUAUGAUGACAAAGGAUACAGCAAUCGACUUUAUUUUGUCAAUUUGCGAACAAGAGAUGGCACCUAUGUUUGGGAAAAAAUCACCAACUUUGAAGGAACGCCACCCACACCACGUGAUAAACUUUCCUGUUGGGUAUAUAAAGACAGAUUAAUAUAUUUUGGUGGUUAUGGGUGCAGGAGACACAAUGAACUUCAAGACUGUUUUGAUGUUCAUGAUGCAUCUUGGGAAGAACAAAUAUUCUGGGGAUGGCAUAAUGAUGUCCAUGUAUUUGACACAAAAACACAGACUUGGUUUCAACCAGAAAUUAAAGGUGGAGUUCCACCACAGCCACGAGCCGCGCAUACGUGUGCAGUUCUUGGAAAUAAGGGUUAUCUCUUUGGCGGACGUGUUUUGCAAACUAGGAUGAAUGACUUGCACUAUCUAAACUUAGACACCUGGACUUGGUCUGGAAGGAUUUCUAUUAAUGGAGAAAGUCAACAUCGGUCAUGGCACACUUUAACACCAAUAGCUGAUGAUAAGCUUUUCCUAUUUGGAGGACUAAGUGCAGAUAAUAUUCCAUAAGUAAGUGAUGGUUGGAUUCAUAAUAUCAUAACAAAUUGUUGGAAACAACUUAUACAUUUACCUAACACAAGACCCAGGUUGUGGCACACAGCCUGUUUGGGAAAAGAAAAUGAAAUAAUGGUAUUUGGUGGGAGCAAAGAUGAUUUACUUUCCUUGGAUACAGGUCACUGUAAUGAUUUAUUGAUCUUUCAGACACAGCCUUAUUCACUACUAAGGUCAUGCCUAGACUGCAUUGGUAAAAAUGCUAUCAUCUUAAAAAGUCAAAUAUCUCUAUUACCUCCUAAACUUCUGCAACAAGUACUCAAAAAAAUAACAUUUUGGACUGCAACCAAUCACCGAGAAGAACAAAGAGCCCAGAAAGAAGAAACAGAAAAUAAGUAUCAGUGGAUCAGUAGCAAUUGAAUUGCUAUAUACUCUAUGUAUACCUAAUACACUUAAACAUUUUAAUCAGAGUAUACAUUCCCCCCCAAUAAUAGGCUUUAUUUAAAGGAUAAAAUAUGAAACAAAAAUGCUCUGUUAAAGUGAUUAUAUAGCAUGGAAUACACAGAAAUGAGAUGUGAAUUCAGAUUAUAUUUGUAAACCAGUUUCCUUAUAAUCUACAGAAAAUAUGCUUUCUGAAAGUAAGUACAGUUAUAACAGAUAUUAAAUCAAUGUGUACUCUUUACUGGAAAGAUUAUGCAAAUUUGAGAAUAAGAAAUUACCCUAAGGACUUCAGAAAUCCCCCAACCUAACUGUAAAUGUGUAUAUAAAACAUUACAUAUCAACUUUCAGAAAGAUAAAUUUUCUCAAGUCACUUUAAAAUUACCUGUGUCGUAUAAUAACUUAGUUAUUUAAAAACUUCCCCUUAAAUAACUAAUUCAGCUGGUCAAAAAUUAUAAAACAGGCAGGUACCGGUAGGUUAUUAAGUAUUGAACUUCAGCCCUUUUAGCACUUACACAGUAAAGUGUUCUUAGGCAACACUGUAACUUUUCCUCACCUUUGUGUGGGGAAAUACAUGUCUUCAAUUCUGACUCCAGCUAAGUUAUUUAGUUUGUUCAGUUUUAUAUAUGUAAGACCAAGUUUUAAUGUAUAUAAAGUGAAGGUUUAUUUUAUCAUACAGGCUUUGGAAUAUUGAGAUGUGGUAUAUUAUUAACUUUGAGACAUGUUAAAAUACAUUUUGCCUUGGAAAAGUAAUUUUUGUAAGUAAUGAAAUGGGGUGGUAAUUUAGCAAUUUGUGAAAAAACCCCCAGUUUGACUCAGUCUGCUCUGUAGAGUUGAUGUUCAAAACACCAGGAGGUUUAAAAUCUAAUGUUAACCCUUUUUAAAUAAAAGUACUUCCAUCUAUCCAGAAAUGGAACCCUGUAUCUUUAUAUUCCUCAAAUGGUACUUUUGCCAUAAUUGAAACAUUUUUCUUCAUUUUAUCAUAGUCAUGCCCUUCCAUUGGCUUAUUAGUUUCCAGUUAAUUACUAAGAAGCUUUGUAUAUAAAACUAUUCUCUACACUAUCACCUCACAAGUUGUUUUUGAAGUUUAAAAUGUUAGGAAAAUAUAUUUCUACAUUGAAAUAUGUAAUUUAUAGUGAAAAUUGUAGUUUGUAGUAUCAUUAAAUUUAAAGUAUAUUUUAUAUAUAUGUACUGUAUUUUGGAUGUAUAAAGCUUCUAUUUAUGUAUUGAAAUGUUUUAUGUUUACAUUUUUAUUUAUUGUACAAAGACUAUGGAGUUACUGUUUCAUAAUUUUUGUCAACAUGAACCAGUUAUUAGAGGUGAUUGUGCAAAAAAAUUUAGUGUGAGUUUUAAUUUUUUCUUACUGUGUUUAGUCAGUAUAUCAGAUUUAGAAAAUGAAUCUCACAAGUUACGCACAUACUAAGAGAAAUUAUCUUGUUACUUUGACCUUCUGUAUCAGCAUUUUAUAUUUAAGGCAAAAAUAUACCAAAACCUAAUUGGAUAGUGAUGGAUGACAUUGAAUGGAACAAAAACCUUUUAAAAUGACUUCUGGGUUAUAUGAAUGCUUUCUCCAGUCCCUUAUAAGAACACUUCUGUUUUUAAUGAUUUAUUCAGAACAUAAAAAGUUGAUCUUUU
Sciurus carolinensis (gray squirrel) is the source of this 3021-nucleotide messenger RNA. RefSeq names its product kelch domain containing 1 (gene Klhdc1). The record is from RefSeq and is a predicted model, not a curated record. Gene Ontology annotation, molecular function: protein binding. NCBI's taxonomy places the organism in Eukaryota, Metazoa, Chordata, Mammalia, Rodentia, Sciuridae.